AUGGAAGUGACGAGGCCCAGCUACGCAGCAACCGCAACAGCAGCUUCGGCCAACAAGGGCAACAUAAUUCCAGAGUCCAGCGUCGUCUCGACCACCGUACCUGGUGCUCCCCUCGGCGAAAAUCAAAUCGACUGUCCAGCCAAGGACUAUGACGACGAUUCGGACGAGCCGGAUUCGGGCAUUAUCACCAUCAAACCCCCUUCUCCUGCGUCCAUUGCCCAGCUCCCACCCCUAGAGGAGGAGUCGUCUGCCAAGAUGCCUCCUGGAAAGAGACUCCCUCCGCCGAAGAGGGACACGGAGGUCAGUGAGCUUCUAACUCUACCGCAGAGAAAUGAACUCGUGGCCCUGAUCACAACCAUAACGGAUGCCAUGAGGGACAACGUUACGCGGAGCUUCGACUUUCCCUCAAUAUUCCUCGCUGGAGACGCAAAUGCCCCGAAUGCGAAGGGUUUGAAGAUGCUCCCUCCUAUUUUCGACAUGAUGGGUCUUAAGAUUGAUCGCAUGGGUAAUGCUCGGCCAUCACCCAGAAGCCGCCACAAACGCAGCCAGGAUGCUGCUAAGCUCGCACCUCUUUUGCAUAAUGGGAUGAAACCCCUUACCCCAACCUUGGACAACCUCAAGAAAGAUGCCCUCACCAACGUUCGUCGUUGGCAAGCCGCCGUCACCAAGCGAGUAUCUGAGCUCGUGGUUGCGCGUACGGGACCCGGCACCCACCCUCAUCCCAGCGCUCCCAAUACCCUAGCAAAAACCGCCUUUAAGGGUGGCCCUAGCACAGCCAAGGCGGGCGCAGGACCAGGAGUUACAAGGCCUAUGAAGCAGCCUGAUGGCAUGUAUUCCAUAAGACUCAUCCAGUCACUUUCGUACUUCAGAACACUAACAAACCUAGAUUCGCAAUCCUCCACAAUCAUAGAUGCGGACGCUGUGCUCCAGCAGCUCUACGCCCCGGUAGUUACCGGCCUCUCGACUCUGCCAAUGGCAAAGAGACGCUUGAUCCUCCACUCAAUGCUGAUGCUUCUGCUCUCUCUCGACACUUAUACAGCAUAUUCAAGAAGUUUGAUGCUUUACCUUGCUACAUCUUUGCAGGUUCCCCCUCACAUGCUUGGUGGAGACGAGGUACGUGUCGCCAACGGACUGUCCCGCCUUGCUUUUGAUAUUUGCAUUGAGGAUUUGCAGAUUCCCAAGAGAGCCGAUGAAAAGAGGGAUAUGCGACGAAUGCGGGCAGAGACUGCGAAUGGAGGCCUGCUUCCACCCCUGGCAGCAGCCGGCUUCGGUUCGACCCAGGGCGGUGGUGCCAGCAUCAGCCCUGCCACUGCGAACGGCCUACUCGGGCCCAUGGCUUAUAACAACAUGGUGGUCGGCACCCUCUUCGGUAUUUACGGGACCCGAGGCGCCGGUAAGAUGAUCGAGUCCUACACCAAGGACGUGUCUGAUUUUGCAUUUUUGCCCCUUUACCCAACUUCAGAACCUGAGUUCAGGGGUGCGCGAGAGGUCGGUGUCGAGAAUCGCAGACUGCGAGCUGUCCUCUGCGUAAAUGGAUGGGUGACGCACAUCAAUGAGCUUACAGAGAUAUGGGAAGUAUUUGGUUCGCAAGGUGAAGUCUAUUCACUGCGGUGGGAGGCGGAUUUGCUCGUCAGCAUGGGCAAGGCGCUGGUGACAGUGGCACGUAGCAGGGCCUGGUCGGAAACAAAACGGGAUUUUGCUGCUCGCCAGAGUAGUUCUCCUCGUUCAACAGCUUUCCAGACGCUGAGCAACGCCACAGUAUACGCCAGCCUCGGCAACAAGACAUGGCUAGAGCAAUGGCCACCUUCUCUGCUCAAGCUCAGCAAGAUCGUCGACAACAUCUGGGGCAAUUGCAUGGUGAGGGCAGAUAAAACAGGCUCAGUGCUCGCAGAGGCUCUGAUGAAUCACGUCCAAGGCGAGCGCGGUGUCACUCUCGUUGGAUACAGUCUCGGCGCGCGGGUCAUCUACAACUGCCUGAUGACGUUAGCGGAGCGGCGCAUGCUGGGAAUCGUCGAGAACGUGGUUAUGAUGGGCGCACCAAUCCCAUCGGACAGUCGAGUAUGGUCUGUUCUCAGAAGUGCUGUUUCGGGUCGCUUGGUCAACGUCUACUCGGAGAACGACUAUAUGCUCGCCUUCUUGGUCCGACAUGGGUGCGUCCAGUUCGGUAUAGCAGGCCUGCAAUGCAUCGAAAAGCAGAACGGCGUGGAGAAUGUCAACGCCAGCGCAUUGAUCACCAAUCAUCUGCGGUACCAGUAUACAGUCGGCACUAUCCUUAAGAAUCUCGGCUGGGAAGACAUUGAUGGAGCGGUUGUCGUGGCUAAGGAAGAGGAGUUGAGGGUUCUGGAGGACAGUAUCUAUUAUGAUAACCGGAUGCAGAGGUACAAUGAUCAGCUCGCCACCAAGCAGAGGGAGGAGGCUGCGGUAAGGGAGGCUGCGGCCAAGCAGUCUGCAAUGGCCAAGGGGAAUGGUUCAACGGUGCCUUCGAACACACCCAAAAAGAAACAGCCGGCGAGUCGAAUUCCAGGUUCCAAGAACAGGAAGAAAAACUAA
Molecule: messenger RNA, 2550 nt
Organism: Pyricularia grisea
Lineage: Eukaryota; Fungi; Ascomycota; Sordariomycetes; Magnaporthales; Pyriculariaceae
Exons: 1
Coding region: 1-2550 (849 amino acids)
Source: RefSeq, a predicted model, not a curated record